AUGGCGGUGGGAGGAGACCGGGAGUCCCUACACAGCCUUGAGGAUCUUCUUCUCUGCGGAAUCUGUCUGGACGACUUCAAGACGCCCAAACUCCUCCCGUGCGGCCACACCUUCUGUGAGAAGUGUCUGGAGAACUUCGCGAAGAGGGGCCGCGCCUUCUGCUGCCCCAACUGCCGCCGGAAGAUAGACCUGCCUCAUGGCGGGAUCAGGGCGCUCCCCGGGAACUUCUGGAUAGGCGGGAUGCGCGACCUGCUCAUGGCCACCAAGAAGGACGACGAUAGGAGACGGGGAGGAUUUCAUGAGAAGUGUCUGCUGCACAAGGAGGAGGGGCUCAGGUACUUCUGCCUGGACUGUGAGCGCAUGAUCUGUGCGGAGUGCAUGGUGGAUGAGCACAGCGGACAUCGCGUCAGCCGACUGAAAGAGAUCCUGGCGCAGAAGCUGGAGGAGGCGAAGACUCUGGAGAACAACACCCGCAGCAUCGUCAACAGCAUCUUAGCACAGCUGCAGGACCUGGCGAACGACGAGGGCGGCCUGGUGCGGCAGGUUGACGGAGAGCGUGCUGAGAUCCACGCGGCAGCUCAAGUCGCGCUGAAGAUGAUCGAGAGCCAGAAGUCGAACCUGCUGAAGCAGCUGGAGUCGGAGUUCGCCGUACAGAGGUCCAUCAUCUUCGAGGACAAGCAGCGCCUGGAGAACGAUCUCGCCAAGCUCCUGGGCGCCAUGGACUCCAUCCAAGAAGCACGACAUACGCAGGACAUUGUAAACCUGAUCACGACCAUCAGACACCUGACGGAGUACAUGCACAUGCGCAGCCGCCGGCCCGUGAGACUACCUCUGGGAACCUCCAUCCAGUUCCUACCGACAAAACUCGGGAAGGAGGUCAAACUUGGAGACAUCUUCACAGCCACGGACUCGUUUUGUUCGUCUGACAAGGAGCCAGACAGCGGUCAUGACUGCGAACCCAGCGAGAAGUUGGUGAGUCUCGAGCCGUCGCCGGUAGAGCUGGAGAAGGAUGGCACGAUGGAUCCAGGGUCUCCCCACGUGGUGGUCGCACCGGGCACUCCGCUCUCCCCCCGCGGGACAGGUCCCACCUACCCCCGCAAGAUCCAGUUCGGGCGCCGCGGGACGGCCGAGGGCGAGUUCGAGUUCCCCUUCUCGGUGGCCGUGAGAGACGGCUUCGUCUACGUUUUGGACAAGUCUUUAAGAACCACCGUGCAGGUAUUCGACUUCAUCGGGACCUUCUUCCGCAGCUUUGAACUUCUCGGGCUGAAGGCGAACUCCGGGGGGCUCAUUGUCGACAAGGACGGGCAGGUGACGUUUCCUUGUUUUGAUUGA
Molecule: messenger RNA, 1332 nt
Organism: Branchiostoma floridae (Florida lancelet)
Lineage: Eukaryota; Metazoa; Chordata; Leptocardii; Amphioxiformes; Branchiostomatidae
Product: E3 ubiquitin-protein ligase TRIM56-like
Exons: 6
Coding region: 1-1332 (443 amino acids)
Biological process (GO): positive regulation of DNA-templated transcription
Cellular component (GO): chromatin; nucleoplasm
Molecular function (GO): ubiquitin-protein transferase activity; zinc ion binding
Source: RefSeq, a predicted model, not a curated record